This is a messenger RNA of Adineta ricciae, 2715 nucleotides long. The record is from the annotation of a GenBank genome assembly. NCBI's taxonomy places the organism in Eukaryota, Metazoa, Rotifera, Eurotatoria, Adinetida, Adinetidae.
AUGCAACAACAAUCGUCUGGAAUUACCACAUCGAAUGUGACAUCGUUUCGGCAGACAGGUGUGUCAUCAUCAUCUGUUCCAGCAAGUCCAAAUCGUGUCGAAACGACCGAACAUUCAGUAUCAUCAGUAACAAACGCUGGAGCAAAUAAUUUAGGCUCAUCGAUCGGUGAAAAUGGUAGUGUUUUCACUCUAACAAAUAUUUAUACAUUCGGCGGCAGUGACGGAGCUUCGACUCAUGGCCCAUCCGACGAUAAAUAUCGUGUGAAGUCAUUUGUGGAAGUAUUCAAUCAGCCAUCGUCUCAAGAUACCGAAUAUCAAAGACAUUAUCGCGAAACACAAACGAAAUCAUACACACGAAAGAUACGCACGAGUGCUACAGACACUUACGAUUACGAUCAGAAUGGAAAUUAUCAUCAUUAUGAAACAACAGGGCCAUCGUCAUCGAAAUACGUUCAUGAACAAAUAACAUCGUCAGGUACGGGUAAUCUUUCCUUAUUACCGACAACAUUUAUUGAAACUCAAACAAAAUUACGUCUCUGGCUCGAACACGUCGAACAAUCGUUGUUGAAUGAUAAAGUUCGCAUUCUCGAUAUUCAUGCCACGAACACCAAAAAGAAAGCCUAUAAAGAUCUACUCGAUCAAACAUUCGAACAAGAACAUAAUUUGGAAAUCUUGAACGAUACAGCGCGAGAUUAUUAUCCGAAAUUAUCUUUCGACGUUAGUCGACGUUUACAAGGAGAAUUAACGAAUUAUCAAGAACGUUUAUACGACAUCAAGAUGUUUCUCAGUGAGCGUUUAGCAAAAUACAAUCGAUUGGACAAAACAUUAAGUGAUUUCGAAAGUGGAAUCGAAGAAGUUAAAGUGUGGAUACGUAAUGCUCAACCACGAUUAGCAACAAGUGAUACAAGUUCGCGUGGAUUAGAAAAUCAACUGGGUCGUAAUCAAGUACUUCAACAUGAAAUACGUGAAAUGCAAACAAUUGUCAAUCGGUUAAACAAAGACGUGAUUGAUUUAACACAAGAUGCCGAUGAAAAUCUAGCUCGACGUUUACGUGAUGAAAUGAAUCAUUUAAAUGAAAGUUGGAGUCACAUUGUCAGCUCAACAAAAGUUUAUUCUCAAAACAUUCAGGAUACUUUGAAACGUAAUAAAAUUUUACAAGAAGAAAUCCGUGAAUUGGACGAUUGGAUUCUCGACCGUGAUCGAGCAAGUCUUAUUGAAGAUGGUGCGAUCUUUCACCAAGAUCAAAUCCGGGAUAGAUUGGAACAGUAUCAAAAACUUCAAACAGAACUUAAUCUCAAAGAAUAUACUGUUCGAACAUUGGUUGAACAAACUCGACAUGAUUUAGCACAGUCACCAUCACCUGAACUAGCUCAACAAUUAGAUACAUUGAUUUCCAAUUGGUCAGGUUUACAAAAGAAAGUCGAUACAAAAGUGACGUACUAUUCCGAUGUUUACAAGUUACAUGAAGAACUAAAAGAAUUACUCACCCGAGAAAACAUUUGGCUCGAUUCGUUACAGAAUCGAAUCUACUCGACAUCGAACUCCGGUGCUGAUGCCGAAGAUGCUUCUGAAGAGCUCGAUAAUCUCGAACGUUUCAUAAAAUCUCAUUCGAGAAUUAAUUAUGAAAGGAUCAUCGAAAUAUCCGAUCGUUUGCAAGUAAUGAAAAUCACUUUACCAUCGAUCAACAGUCAAAUCAACCAGUUCAGCAUUCGUUGGGAACAACUGCACGAAGAUGCCAUCAAACGAAUUCAUUCAUUAAAUUCUCAAGUAUCCGAUCAUCAACAACUAGGUCAACAAAUCGCUGCUAUGUUUGAAUGGAUAAGACACACUGAUCAUAUACUUAACACUCGGUUGAAAGAAGAUGUCUAUGCCGAUGAUGUGCCAGGUGAAGCAGAAAGACUGAUCGUCGAAUUCAAUCAGUACGAAACAUUUUUGCGUAGUAUUGAAGAUAAAAUUCAUACAUUACGUACGGUUGGAAAAACUGAAGCUGCACGAAGACUCGAACAACAAUUUCAUACAUUAAAAAGUCAAUUCACGCAAUUACAAAUCAAAUUUCGACAAUUUCAAAAACCAUCCGAUUUCGAACCGAAAUACGCACAUGUACGAAAAGUCUUACAAGAUGUUGAACAAAAUCUCCAUCUUCUCGAUAUACGUUCCGACGAUGCUGAUGUUAUUCACAAUCAAUUAGAGCACUGUUUGAGAUUCUAUAGAAUUCUUUCCGAUGUGAAAUCUGAAGUGGAAUAUGUUAUCCGUAUUGGACGUGGUAUUGUUGAGAAAGGACAAACUGAUGAAUCACAUGAUCUGACACGACAAAUUGAUCAAUUAAAAACGACAUACAACAAUCUUGGAACAAAAGUAUCAACCGCGAAAAAUCAAUUGGACAGUGUUGAACGUCAUCUUCGCAAGUUUCGCAAAGAAUACACUCAUAUUCAAGAAUGGUACAGCAAAGCUGAUCAUGAAAUACGUAAAAUUGAAAAUAAACAAGUGUCAAAGAAUACGAAGGAAGAAGUCGAAUGGAUACGAACGACAAGAAAUGAUAUCAGAAAAUUGGAAGCAAAUUUCGAAAAUUUGAAAACUCUCGAACGUACAAUUCAAAAAGAAGCGGAAAAACAUCUACCUAGUUUACAAGAGAAGAUCUCCGAAUUACGACGACAAGUGGAUCAACUAGAUCGACGUCUUCGAGACCGAUCUGGUAUUGUCGAGUUUAAUAUUUAA